This is a messenger RNA of Bufo bufo (common toad), 5116 nucleotides long. Its product is annotated as ABC-type organic anion transporter ABCA8-like. Bases 112 to 5049 code for a protein of 1645 amino acids. Gene Ontology annotation, molecular function: lipid carrier activity; ABC-type transporter activity; ATP hydrolysis activity. The record is from RefSeq and is a predicted model, not a curated record. Gene Ontology annotation, cellular component: membrane; intracellular membrane-bounded organelle. Lineage: Eukaryota; Metazoa; Chordata; Amphibia; Anura; Bufonidae. Gene Ontology annotation, biological process: transmembrane transport; lipid transport. The transcript is spliced from 40 exons.
CCAGGCUGAGGGGAGAGAUAUUAUCUGCAGAUACAGAGUCCACACCCGAAGACUGCAGGCGUCACCACCGAGGCCUCCUCCAUUGUCCGCUCCACCUGCCUCUUCUCACAGAUGCCCGGCUCCAGGAACCGUCUCCAGAUGAGCGUGGAGAUGCGGAGAGACGUCAGCCUGUGGUCACAGACGUUUGCUCUUCUUCGGAAGAAUCUUCUGCUGAUCUGGAGGCGAAAGGAGGACACUGUCUUGGAGUGGAUCCAGCACGUGGCGUUGGUGCUGCUGGUGUUUGCUUUGACUUCCAGAUACCGUAGCCUAAGCAAAAAUGAGCUCAUGCCGGCGGAGGAUCUUGGGCAAUUGGAUCAAUUUGACCAAAAAGAUUUCAUAGUUGGUUAUGUCUCAUCUACACCAGCGGUCCGGGAAAUUAAGCAGAAGUUAACGAGAGCCUCAGAAAUCAAGGUUAAGCAAGGCGCGCGGCCAACGCCUAAUUUAUGUAGGACAGACAUUGAUGACUGUAGAAUGGAUGGAUACCUUCACUUUCUAAUAACCCUAAGACUAACCGUUCAGGAGUUUCGCGGUGACGAGCAGAUGCUACAGGACGGUACGGGCGCGUCAGUGGUCAGAGUGGAAUUUGAUAAUACAUUUCAAUACUAUAUUAGGUACAAGGUGAAUAACGUCUCAAGCCCAAGCGACUACUUUCAAUACGAAGAAACUUGUGAAGACGACCACAUGCAAUGCUUUCCAUCGCUUUACUGGAAGAACGGGUUUCUGCUGCUGCAAGCCAGUAUUGACUCCGCCAUUGUGGAGCUGACCACUAAUCAUUCAGUCUGGACCAGUAUGGUCUCCACUGUGGCCGUAAAGAUGAGAUCUACCAAAGUGAUAAGGAGAUUUGUAGAGAUGGCAUCCACCGUCAUGGCCAUCUGCCUCUGUUACUCCACAAUUCUAUAUAUCCUGAUGAUGAACAUCACCAAGGAGGAUAAGGACCUGAGAGAAAUCAUGAGGAUGAUGGGGCUCAGAGACUCUGCUUACUGGUUAUCGUGGGGGCUGCUCUACGCUGUUUAUGUCGUCAUUAUGGCCAAUCUGAUAACUGUCACCGUCAGCAAUACUGUGUUUCUGGAAAGUUCCUAUGGAGUCAUCCUGCUCCUGUUCCUCCUCUAUGGGAUCUCAAUGAUUAGCUUUACGUUCAUGCUGUGUUCCCUGCUCCGCACACCCCGCCAUACGACGACGGUUGACAUUUCAUCCGCUCUCAUCCUGUGUAUACUGAGCCUCCUGCCGCUGUUCAAAAUCUUGCCGAGGCCUCUGGAAAUCUUCCUGUGCGUCUUCCCCCCCUUCGCCUUUUCUCUUGGGAUCAGUGAGAGUAUACACAUGGAGAACGACCUCCAGGGCGUCUUCUUCUCGGACAUCACUGGAGACGCCCCGCACGUACUGACCAGUUACAUAGGCCUGCUGCUGGACUGCGUCCUAUAUAUCUUCCUCACAUUGUGCUGUGAUAAGAUUAGAGCAGGUAAACAAGGCGUCAUGUCCUUCCUUUGCCCCUCCUACUGGACAAAAGGGACAAUGACCCCAAUUCCAUCGGACACAGUGGACAGAGAAGGGGCACGCGAUGAAGAUUAUGUCGAGAAGGUUCCGGUUGAAUUUGUAGGAAAAGAGGCCAUAAGGCUUAAUAAAGUUAAGAAAAUCUACGGCAGUAAAGACAAGAAGACAGAAGCUUUGAGAGAUCUGGACUUGGAUGUAUAUGAAGGACAGAUUACGGCGCUGCUCGGUCACAGCGGAGCUGGGAAGACUACGCUGCUGAAUAUACUGAGCGGGAUGAGCAAAGCCUCUGGUGGGUCGGUGUCCAUCUACAACCAUCAGCUCUCAAAGAGUCAUGACCUGGCCGAGAUCCAGAACAGAAUCAGCUUCUGCCCGCAGUUUGAUAUCAAGUUUGAUUAUUUAACUGUGAGAGAAAAUCUGGAGCUGUUCUCCAGGAUGAAGGGAAUCGCUGCUAGAGAAGUGAAGUCAGAGGUGGAUGGGGUCCUCUCUGACCUCCACAUGAACACGAUCGAGGGAGUGAAAGCCAGCAAUCUGAGCGGAGGCCAGAGACGCCGCUUAUCUGUUGCCAUCGCACUGUUGGGAGAUCCUGAGGUUCUUCUACUCGAUGAACCCACGGCCGGUCUUGACCCAUUUUCCAGACACCAGGUCUGGUCCAUCUUAAAGGAGCGUAAAGCCAACCGUGUUACUCUGUUCAGCACGCAAUUCAUGGACGAGGCAGACAUCCUUGCUGAUCGCAAGGUGGUCCUCAGCCACGGACGCUUGAAAUGUGUUGGAUCCUCCUUGUUUCUGAAAAGGAAGUGGGGAAUCGGCUAUCACCUGAGGAUGCGGGUGUCUCCAUCUUGUAGUCCAGACGCCAUAACCUCACUCGUACAAGAACACGUCUCCAGCGCCAAACUCACCGCCCAGAAUGUGGAGGACCUGACGUUCACGCUGCCCUUCGACAAGAUGGACUCAUUCCCAGCUCUGUUUUCUCACUUGGACCAACAUGUGGGACUGGACGUGAUGAGUUACGGGGUGUCGAUCACAACGCUGGACGACGUCUUCCUGAAGCUGGAGGGAGAGGAGGAGAUUGAGAAAGGAGAUUACGGUGUUUUCGCCCGUGAGCAAACGGAAGAUGAAAACAGAGACUUUUCCUCAGAGGUGGAGGAGUCUGUGCUGCUGAUGUCAGAUUCCGGGAACAUCACCCUUCAUGGGCUAGCCUUGUGGAGACAGCAGGUGGUGACGAUGGCAUGGGUCCGUCUCCUGAAGUUGAGGCACGCCAUGAAAAGCAUUCAAGCCAUAUUGCUUAUUCUCAUCAUUUUUAAAGUUUUGAUGAUCUUUUUUACCAUACGGACUUCAGAAAGGUGGCCCAUCUGGAAACUCUCUCCAGACCUUUAUUUUCGAGGACCGGGUCACAGGGAGCACAAGUACUACACCAGUCUUCUGGUCAAUAACAACACAGGUGCACCCAUCGAAGACUUUGUCAAUGGCAUAAAGGCGCAGGACGUUUCGGUGAAGGUCGUUGAUGGUCCAUACAACAGAAACGCUACAGGAUACAACGGUGCUAUCGAGCUGUCUCUGCAGGACAAGAGUUACCGCUUCAGGAUCAUUGGAAAUCCGCGAGUGCAGAACGGACUGCCGGUGCUGGUGAAUAUUCUCAGUAACGCCUUCCUGAAGAGCUUCGGAUCCACCGAGAAGAUCGAGAUCUCAAACAAACCCGUGUAUCCUGAAGUUUCUGAACGGAUGAGCAAUUCCCUGUUCUUUCUGAGCCUAAUGUACAUGGCGUUCGGCUGUGGUAUUGCCCCUUACAUUGCCAUGAGCAGUUUGGAGGAUAAUAAGAUCAAGGCUCGUUCUCAGCUGCGGAUCUCCGGCCUCUUCCCAUCGGCGUACUGGUGCGGACAGGCCUUGGUGGACAUCGCCCUCUACUGGCUGCUGCUCUUCCUGAUGAUAGCCAUACUGUUUGCGUUCAACUACUCGAUCACUCUGCCUCCUGUGAAGGCGGUAUUAUUGAUUCUGGACAUCCUCGGCUUUGGCGCCUCCAUGGUCCUCUUUGCCUAUGUAAUCACCUUUCUUUGCAGAAAAGGAAAAGCUAAUAGUGAUGACUGGUCUGUCUUAUUUAUUCUGAUUUCCAUCCUUCCCUUCUUGGCUGAGGUCUACUUUAGGAACUCUGUCAUGAUAUACAUCUUCGCCUUGACUUUACUGCCCCCCAGUAAUUUGCUGGCAUUCCUGGUGCACCUGAGCAAACCAAAUCACGUCUCCGAUUAUGAGCCGAGAACAAGCAUCCUCAUGAACGUGGCGAUUCCGUACAUCCAAGUUGUCAUACUCUGCACUGUCCUCUUAUAUUUGGAAAAGAAAUAUGGAAAAAGAUGCCUUACAAUGGAUCCAAUAUUCAAAUUUGCCGAAAGACAAUACGCAAUAAAAAAGAAUCCAGAAGAGCUAAGGGGAGCUGAUGAAGAUGUCAUGUCUGAGAGAAGAAAAGUCCAAAAUCUGAAGACGACAACCAACCCACAAGAGAAACCGGCCAUCCUUGUCGACAGUCUACGCAAAGAGUUUGAGCUCAAGCGCGCAAAUUUAUUUAAUAAGAAAAGUGUGACAAAAGUUGGAACCAGAAACGUCUCAUUCUCCGUAAGAAAGGGUGAAGUUCUGGGAUUACUGGGGCCGAAUGGUGCAGGGAAAUCUACAUGUAUUUUAAUGGUGGCUGGUGAAGAGGAACCAACAGCCGGGGAGGUGGUUCUGUGCAGUGCGGCUGACGACAACUCUGCGCUCCUGGGGUACUGUCCGCAGUCCACUCCUCUGUGGCCCAGCCUGACAGUGAUCCAACAUCUGGAGAUCUAUGCAUCGGUGAACGGAAUACAAAAAGACGACGCCGACCACGCCAUAAAGCGGGUGUCUGAGGUCCUGGAGCUGAAAGAACAUCUCAGUAAACCUGCCAAGAAGCUGUCUGUCGGGGUGGCCAGAAAAGUUUGCUUCGCCAUCAGCAUGCUGGGUAACCCGACCGUCGCCCUCCUGGAUGAACCGUCCACCGGUCUGGAUCCAAAAGGGCAGCAGAGACUGUGGAGAGCCAUCCGAGCAGCUUUCCGGAACAAGGAGCGAGGAGCCAUCCUGACCACGCACUACAUGGAGGAGGCAGAAGCCGUGUGUGACCGCGUCGCCAUUAUGGUGUCCGGGAAGCUCAGGUGCAUCGGGUCCAUCCAGCAGCUGAAGAGUAAGUUUGGUAAAGGUUACCUCCUGGAGAUGAAGGUGAAGGAUUCCCAGCGGGCGGAUGAGAUUCACCAGGAGGUCGUCCGGAUGUUCCCACAGGCAGACAGGCAGGACAGGUUCUCCUCGCUGCUGGUCUACAAGAUCCCUAUGGAGAACGUGCAGUCCUUAUCUCAGGCUUUCUCUCAGCUGGAGGAAGCAAAGCGAGCCCAUGACAUUGAGGAGUACAGCUUCUCCCAGUCCACCCUGGAGCAGGUUUUCCUUGAGUUGGCCAAAGAGCAGGAGAAAGAGGACUGUGACCAGGACGCCAUGUUCAAAUGGAGGCCCCUGAAGACGGAGAGCGCCUGACAAGCAGUCAGGGCAUGCUGAGACUAGUAGUGUCUCCCCAACCAAAGGUGCAGGAGGGUUCUGCGUG